Molecule: messenger RNA, 1477 nt
Organism: Thamnophis elegans (Western terrestrial garter snake)
Lineage: Eukaryota; Metazoa; Chordata; Lepidosauria; Squamata; Natricidae
Gene: RHOJ
Product: ras homolog family member J
Exons: 6
Coding region: 1-735 (244 amino acids)
Biological process (GO): small GTPase-mediated signal transduction
Molecular function (GO): GTP binding; GTPase activity
Source: RefSeq, a predicted model, not a curated record
AUGAGUGGCAAAGAAGAGCCCGGCUACUCAGAUAGCAGCGUGAAGAAGAUGCUCAAGUGUGUGGUGAUUGGUGACGGAGCUGUUGGGAAGACCUGUCUGCUGAUGAGUUACGCCAAUGAUGCGUUUCCAGAAGAAUAUGUACCAACAGUGUUUGACCACUAUGCAGCUGGACUCGGUAACAGCAGUCAAAAGAAGAAGGCGAACAUGUCAGAAAUGGACAUCCCCAUUCAUCUUACAGUACCAGAAAAACCAGACAUUUCUGUCAAGAUUUACUGUGACAGUUGGGGCAGGCAACAUUUGCUUGGCCUUUAUGACACAGCAGGACAGGAGGACUACAAUCAACUGAGACCCCUCUCCUACCCCAACACAGAUGUGUUUUUGAUCUGUUUCUCCGUGGUAAACCCUGCUUCCUAUCACAAUGUCCAAGAGGAAUGGGUUCCAGAAUUGAAAGUCUGCAUGCCACAUGUGCCUUAUGUUCUGAUAGGAACACAGAUUGACCUUCGAGAUGACCCCAAAACUUUGGCUCGGUUAUUAUACAUGAAAGAGAAGCCCCUGACUUAUGAACAUGGCAUCAAAUUGGCCAAAGAGAUUGGAGCCCAGUGCUACUUGGAGUGCUCAGCGUUGACCCAGAAAGGCCUGAAAACUGUCUUUGAUGAAGCAAUCCUCACAAUCUUCAAUCCCAAGAGGAAGAAGAAACUUUGUGCCAAGUGUUGCAGCUGCUGUUCAGUUCUAUGAUGCCUGGAGUUCAAAGUGGACCAGCGUUGCCAGUUAAUACUCCAAUCCUGCACAGAGGGACGUGACCAGAAAAAAAAAAACCUUACUUUAUAAAAAGAUUCUUCCGAAUCUGUGAUUCCUCUCAAAUGCAACUUUGUAGAGUUUUCAUGUCUUGCUUUUUUUUUUCCCUAAUGACUAUGCAUCUGUAAAUACAAGUUCAUGUUGUGAUAAUUUCUCUCUGCUUAGCCAGCAGAUACAAGGGGGGGGGGGGGGAACCUUUAGAAAUUCUUGAUAUUGUCAGAAUCCCUGAUGCACCUGGAAGGAAAAAAAGAUCUAAGGAUCCUAAUCCUACACCUGAGCCAAAAAGAACAAACUUUGUCAUUAGCAAGCCAGAGGAAGAAAUGAGUAAAUCCCAGUAUUUUUUCUUCUUUUUAUGACUCUGUAGUCCUCUAAUUCAGGAUAAUGCCAGGGUGGCUGGACGCAGCUGAGCAUUUACUGACUGGACGCCCUUCCUGACACCUACAUGGAGUUUUCAGCAGAUAUUUGUUUUCAGCAGAUAGUAAAUCCCAGUAUGAAUAUGCAAUAAUGAUUAAACUUGAAACGCACAAAAUGGCAUUUAGACAUUUUUAGGAGUCAACCAUGUUGACUCAUGUAGAAGAUCGGUGUCAAUUCAAUCUUUCCAAACUGAAUGCACAGCAAUGCUUUUGAAAGAGAUGGCACAGAACAAAGUCAUUCAUACACUAUUCUUGUCUUCCUUUUAUAA